Molecule: messenger RNA, 2288 nt
Organism: Camellia sinensis
Lineage: Eukaryota; Viridiplantae; Streptophyta; Magnoliopsida; Ericales; Theaceae
Cellular component (GO): membrane
Source: RefSeq, a predicted model, not a curated record
CACCCGCCUUUUCGGACCCAUCACAUUUCCAUGUGACUUUCUCUCCUCUCUCUCUAAAAUGUGUAUAUAUAGUUUAUAUAUAUCUACGCCUGGGUGAUGCCUUACUCACCAUAGUGGGAGAUGGUAACGACACUGUAGUGUAGGAUCUCAUCUGCUACUCUCUCUCUCUCUCUCUCUCUCUCUAUAUAUAUAUAUAUGUAUACAUAACUUUCUCUCUCUAGAAGGAGCUAAAUCUCAUGAUGAAUCCCUUCAUUUGCGGUUCCUUCAGUGAGAUUUGCUGGUAAAUCCAGAGCAGAUGAGAUGAAGAUCUUAUUCGCUGGUCACUUGGCUCUCUUGGUUGCUCUAUCUACUUCUCUCACCUCCAUUUUAGCUCUCUCUCCUCCUUCGUUUCCUCAUCCCAAAGAUCCUCUCAAGUUCAUCUUAGGAGACGAGAAUUUGGGUCCAUGGAAAUACGGAAUAUUGAGCUCCACCGCAGCUCAAGCGCCAGGGCCUGAAAGCGAGGUGCCAACGAGCACGCUUGUGUUGGCGGCGAAUAGGACCAAGAGACCCGACAUUCUUCGCGGGUUUAAGCGAUAUCGAGGUGGAUGGGACAUUGCCAAUAAGCAUUACUGGACUUCGGUUGGAUUUACAGGUGCUGUUGGUUUUAUUCUUUCUUUGGUUUGGUUUGUUUCUUUCGGUUUGGCUCUUGUUGUACAUCAUUGCUGUGGAUGGAGAAUAAAGGUCAAAAGUGAAGGGUCACACUUGCCACAAAGGAUAUGUCUGAUCCUGCUUAUUGUUUUCACAUGUGCUGCAGCGAUUGGAUGUAUACUUCUUUCUGUUGGACAGGGUGAAUUUCAUGGUGAAGCAAUGCAUACUCUGAAGUUUGUUGUGAACCAGUCAGACUACACUGUGCAGACACUAAGAAAUGUCACAGAGUAUCUAUUACUUGCAAAAACCAUUAAUGUGGCCCAGGUUUUUCUUCCUUCAAAUGACAAAGAUGAAAUCGACAAGUUGAAUGCAGAUUUAAAUUCUGCAGCAGAUACACUGAGCCAGAAAACAAGUGAAAAUUCUGAAAAAAUACAGAGAGUCUUCAAUACAGUGCGAUCGGCACUGAUCACUGUUGCUGCGUUGAUGCUUCUUCUCUCUCUUCUUGGUCUUGUGCUAUCCAUCCUUGGGCACAAACAUGCAAUUCACAUAUUCGUUGUUAGUGGAUGGUUACUGGUGGCAGUCACAUUCAUUCUUUGUGGAGUUUUUGUAAUACUCAACAAUGCAAUUUCUGACACCUGUAUGGCUAUGGGAGAAUGGGUAGAUAAUUCCCAUGCAGAGACCGCUCUUAGCAACAUCCUUCCAUGUGUUGACCAGAGAACCACAAACCAGACGCUCAUUCAGAGUAGACAAGUCGUUAACGAAAUUGUAAAUAUUGUCAACCAAUUCAUAUACACCUUUGCAGACACAAAUCCGCCUCCUCAGGCCAAUCUGCCUUAUUACUACAACCAAUCUGGGCCUUCAAUGCCACCUCUUUGUUAUCCAUAUGACAGUCAGCUGCAAGUCCGCCAGUGUGCUGUUCCGUAUGAGGUGUCUAUGGCAAAUGCUUCUCUGGUUUGGCAGAACUUCACUUGCACGGUGUCAGAAUCUGGGCUAUGCACAAGUGUUGGGCGUCUGACCCCCAACAUGUAUGGCCAAUUGGUAGCAGCUGUUAACAUAACUAUUGCUCUUCAGCUCUAUGCCCCACGAUUACUUAGUCUCCAGGAUUGCAAUUUUGUACGUGACACUUUUCGGAGUAUCACCUCCGAUUAUUGUCCUCUGCUAGAGCAUCAUCUCCGAACAGUAAAUGCCGGACUUGCCCUCAUCUCGGUAGGUCUCAUGCUUUGUCUUGCUUUGUGGUUACUCUAUGCAAACCGCCCCCAAAGGGAGGAAGUGUUUGCGAAGCUAUCGUUAAGAAUUAGAAGCAGUUGCAAGAAUGGAAGCAACGCUGAUGUAAUAUCAAGAAGCACGACUCCAGGGAGAGAAGUCUAGAGUAGUAGUGUUGUGAUAUAUAUAUAUAACUAAUAUAUCUAGAGCAGGAAAUGAAAAAUAUUGAGAUUUAGAUUUGAGGGUUUUUAUUGUUUUAUUAUAUCCCUUGUUGGCCAAAGAAAUCAAGGUGGGGCGAAGCACCAUUUUGAGUUGGCCGGCAUGUAGUCUUUGUGAGGUAUGUAUUGCCUUUGUAAAGUCAAAUUAAUGCAGAUCAGCCGCUUUUCUUGUCUUCUCAUUAAAAUUUAUUACUGGCUGUAUGGUUUCCAUGUUUAAAAAUGUACUACCUCCUUUCAAUC